Molecule: messenger RNA, 2471 nt
Organism: Alnus glutinosa
Lineage: Eukaryota; Viridiplantae; Streptophyta; Magnoliopsida; Fagales; Betulaceae
Product: bZIP transcription factor 29
Exons: 5
Coding region: 382-2133 (583 amino acids)
Biological process (GO): regulation of DNA-templated transcription
Cellular component (GO): nucleus
Molecular function (GO): DNA-binding transcription factor activity
Source: RefSeq, a predicted model, not a curated record
AAUCCGUGUAGUCGUCGUCGACGUUUUGGAGAGAGAGAGACAAGGAAAAAGAGCGAAACUUUCUUGAGCUCUUCUUCUUCUUCUUUUAGAGAGAGAGAGAGAGAGAGAGGGUCUUUUGCUUCGACAUUCUCGCCGGAAAAGGUUAAAUGCGGCGUUGCUGGCGGAGAAUUCUCUAACGUGCACCUUCUUUGUCUCUGGAAAUUCUUGCUUUGAAAAGGAUUGUUCAAAUUUGAUUUGUGGUGUGGAGUGGGUUUUGGUUUAGGCUUUGAAUUGAGGCUUUAAGACUGUGUGAAGUGGUAGUUUAUUGUGCUUUUCAAGGAACGUUAGUAUCUAAGAACUAGUUCUAAAGAGUGUAGUAGUGGGUUUUGAAGGAAAAGCAAAAUGGGUGACACUGAAGAGGCUAAUAGUGAUAUGAUGCAAAGGCUUCAAUCAUCAUUUGGAACUUCUUCAUCUUCCAUUCUAAAGCAACCUUCUUUAUCCAUGGAACAACUCAAUAUACCCCAAUUGAACCCUUCACUGAACCGUGCCCGCCAUUUUCAGCAAAAUUUUAGUGGAGAUGGUAGCAAAAGAGUUGGUAUACCGCCUUCACACCCCCACCAGAUCCCACCCAUUUCGCCAUAUUCUCAGAUCCCGGUCUCCCGGCAGGUCCAGCAAAUGGGUUCGCAGAAUUUUAGCCCGGGACCUACUCACUCGCGAUCCUUAUCGCAGCCAUCGUCGUUUUUCUCGCUUGAUUCGCUACCCCCGUUAAGCCCGUCUAUGUUUCGUGACUCCUCGUCCACAUCGGUUUCGGAUGCAGUGUCGACCGAUGUGUCCAUGGAUGAUCGAAAUGCGGGUUCGCAUUCAUUGUUGCCCCCCUCGCCUUAUAUGAGGGCUGAUUCUAUGCGGGUUGGGGAGAGUUUACCCCCUCGUAAAGCACAUAGAAGGUCUAAUAGUGAUAUUCCAUUUGGGUUUUCUAGUGUGAUGCAAUCUUCGCCGCCACUUGUUCCGUUGAGGGGUUCGGGUGUUUUUGAGAGGUCAGUGUCUGGUCGGGAAAAUAUGGGGACGGCAAAGCCGGCUCAGCUGGUUAAAAGGGAAUCGACUUGGGAGAAAGGUGGCGAUAACAAUGCAGAAGGUAUGGGAGAGAGGAAGUCAGAAGGGGAAGUUGUUGAUGAUCUUUUUUCUGCAUAUAUGAAUUUGGAUAAUAUUGAUGCGUUGAACUCUUCGGGUACUGACGAGAAGACUGGUAAUGAGACUCGUGAGGACUUGGAUAGUAGAGCAAGUGGGACAAAGACUAAUGGAGGUGAUAGCAGUGAUAACGAAGCAGAAAGCAGCGUGAAUGAAAGUGGGAGCAGUGUGCAGAGAAUAGGACCGAAUUCUUCAGCUGAGAAGAGGGAAGGGACCAAAAGAAGUGCAGGGGGAGAUAUUGCCCCAACAAGCAGACACUACAGAAGUGUUUCGAUGGAUAGCUUCAUGGGGAAGUUGAACUUCAACGAUGAGUCACCUAAACUGCCACCUUCACCCGGAACUCGUCCUGGACAAAUGUCACCCAGCAAUUCAAUUGAUGGCAAUUCAGCUGCCUUCAGCUUGGAGUUUGGAAAUGGUGAGUUUAGUGGGGCAGAACUGAAGAAAAUUAUGGCAAAUGAAAAACUUUCUGAGAUUGCAUUGACUGACCCAAAGCGUGCAAAAAGGAUUUUGGCAAAUCGUCAAUCAGCUGCUCGUUCCAAAGAACGAAAGAUGCGGUACAUUUCAGAGUUGGAACAUAAGGUUCAAACUCUACAGACGGAAGCUACCACAUUGUCUGCACAGCUUACAUUAUUACAGAGGGAUUCUGUUGGGCUCACAAACCAGAAUCAUGAAUUGAAAUUUCGUCUUCAAGCAAUGGAACAACAGGCACAACUUAGAGAUGCUUUAAAUGAAGCCUUAACUACGGAGGUCCAACGGUUGAAGAUUGCAACAUCAGAGUUGAGUGGGGAGCACCCUUCUAAGUGCAUGGUUCCACAGCUUUCCGUUAACCCUCAAAUGUUCCAGUUGAUGCAGCAGCAGCAGCCUUCUGGCCAGCUCAACAUGCAUCAUUUGCAACAACAGCAGCAGCAGCAGCAGGCGUCACAGCAGCAGAAUGGUGGCACAACCUCAAAACCUGAGUCUCUUCAAUAGGUUGCGUGAAAUAUGGGUUUCUGUCAGUUGGAUGGCUGUUUAUCUUUACCAAAUUAUUAGCUUUUAAUAUUCAGUAAUUGUUGCUCAAUGCAAUCAUUCAUUAUCAUACUUGUCUUCAACAGACGUCUUUUAAGGUUUGUUAAUCAUGUAUUCAGUCUGCAAUGUGCGUCCAUCUCGGACUAUGUUAUGAAAUCAUAUAUACAAGUCUCAACACUAAUCAAUAUGUUCUAUCUUUUAUAUAUUUCUGGAAGAUACCUUGGAAUGUAGACAUUAGAAGAGUUAAAAACUCUUCUCUCUUUGUUUCUUUCAGUAAAGAAGAUGAUGUGUCUAUUUGAUUA